Messenger RNA from Microstroma glucosiphilum, 813 nucleotides. RefSeq lists its product as hypothetical. The record is from RefSeq and is a predicted model, not a curated record. Gene Ontology annotation, molecular function: dolichyl-phosphate beta-D-mannosyltransferase activity. Gene Ontology annotation, cellular component: endoplasmic reticulum membrane. Lineage: Eukaryota; Fungi; Basidiomycota; Exobasidiomycetes; Microstromatales; Microstromataceae. The transcript has 2 exons. The coding region runs from base 1 to 813 and encodes 270 amino acids. Gene Ontology annotation, biological process: protein O-linked glycosylation via mannose; GPI anchor biosynthetic process.
AUGAACGGUCGUCUCGCAUCCGAUUCGAACAAGUCUGAUCAGACUGUAGUACAGAUGAGCCAAAGCGGCAGCAGCACUGGUGGUGGUAAUGGCUCAAAGUACAGCAUCAUCCUACCAACAUACAAUGAGCGCCGCAAUCUCCCCGUGAUCAUCUACCUCCUCUGCACCACCCUCGAAGCCCACAAGAUCGACUAUGAGAUCAUCAUCGUCGACGAUGCCUCACCCGAUGGUACCCUUGAGAUUGCCAAGCAACUACAAGGCGUCUGGGGUCCCGAGCAUAUCGUCCUGCGUCCCCGUACUGGCAAGCUCGGACUAGGGACCGCCUAUGUGCAUGGACUAGAAUCGUGCACAGGAGACUUUGUCUUUAUCAUGGAUGCGGACUUUUCUCAUCAUCCAAAGGAUAUGCCAAAGAUGAUUCAGAUGCAGAGGGAGCGCAAUUUGGACAUUGUACAGGGUACGCGCUACUCGGGCCCUUCGACGGGAGCGGGAGUGUAUGGAUGGAACUUGAAGCGCAAACUCGUCAGUCGUGGAGCCAACUUGCUAGCCUCGGUCUUUCUAGACCCAAAGACGACAGAUGUGACGGGAAGCUUCAGACUCUACAGACGUCCUCUGCUGCACAGACUUAUGAAGGAGGCUACCUCCAAGGGGUACGUUUUCCAAAUGGAGAUUCUGGUUAGGGCAAAGCAUGCGGGUGCUACAAUUGGAGAGGUACCCAUCACCUUCUGCGAUCGUGUCUUUGGUGACUCGAAGCUGGAAGGAGGCGAAAUUGUAGGGUACGCAAAGGGAGUGUGGAACCUGUGGAGGGCAUUCUGA